GUCGCCGAAGGGAAUAUAGUCAGGAUUAUAGUGAGAACAGAUCUAUUAGGGAGUUUGUUGAUGUGUACGACAACAGUGAAUUGUUGCCAAGAUCAUUUUAUUUUUGAAUGAGUAUGGUAGCCGGCGACGUGCAAAACGGACUCAGCAUCAUACAAUUGACUGAUCAAUUCCUCGAAAAUGAUUUCGAAGGUAGGAAGGAGACGAGAAGUGCGCCACCUGCUGAGCUUGAAGAUGCACUUACGGCAACAGGUUUUGGAUUCUACAAUAUUCUCACCGUAUUGGCAGCAAUUCCGGUGGCCUGGGCGGGAGCUUUUGACAUGACAACGAUGACCUUCAUCCUUGCAUCGGCUGAAUGUGACUUGGAGUUGACAUUCAUUAGGAAGGGGGCACUCGUUUCCUCCGUCUAUCUCGGAAUGACGAUGAGUUCAUUUUUCUGGAGCUUCGUAACCGAUCGCCUUAGUCGUAAAGCUCUGAUGCUCAUGGGUCUCCUCAUCGAUGCCCUAUGCAACAUUUUGUGCUGCACCGUUGAGUCUUAUCACGUAAUGCUCCUUCUGAAAUUUAUCACCGGCACCAUAGUCAGUGGACCAUUCACGCUUUUAAUACCAUAUGUUAAUGAGUUCCAACCAGCUAAUUACCGCCAGAGCUUUACCACGUGGUCUGGACUCAUCUUCAACGUUGGAUUUAUUGCACCAGCAA
Molecule: messenger RNA, 696 nt
Organism: Diachasma alloeum
Lineage: Eukaryota; Metazoa; Arthropoda; Insecta; Hymenoptera; Braconidae
Product: synaptic vesicle glycoprotein 2B
Biological process (GO): transmembrane transport
Cellular component (GO): membrane
Molecular function (GO): transmembrane transporter activity
Source: RefSeq, a predicted model, not a curated record